UCUCGCGAGACUUGGCCAAGCGCCUUCCCGCGCUUUUGCCUCCCUGGCGCACGACGAGGAAGCGGCGGAGGCGCGGAGGGCAGCCAUGGGGCGGCUGGAGCUGCUGCUCGUGGAGAAUUUCAAGUCGUGGCGAGGCCGCCAGGUCAUCGGUCCCUUCAAGAGGUUCACCUGCAUCAUCGGCCCCAACGGCUCUGGAAAAUCUAAUGUAAUGGAUGCACUUAGUUUCGUAAUGGGAGAAAAAACAACUAAUUUAAGGGUGAAAAAUAUUCAAGAACUUAUUCAUGGAGCACAUAUUGGAAAACCUGUUUCUUCUUCUGCAAGUGUAAAAAUUAUAUACAUAGAGGACAGUGGAGAAGAGAAAACUUUCACAAGGAUUAUCCGAGGAGGAUGCUCAGAAUUUCAUUUUGGGGAUAAACCUGUGAGUCGUUCUGCAUAUGUAGCACAGUUGGAAAAGAUAGGCAUAAUAGUCAAAGCACAGAACUGUCUAGUUUUUCAGGGAACUGUAGAGUCCAUUUCUAUGAAGAAGCCCAAAGAGAGGACUCAAUUUUUUGAAGAAAUCAGUACUUCAGGAGAGUUUAUAGGAGAAUAUGAGGAGAAGAAAAAGAAGUUACAAAAAUGUGAAGAAGAUGCACAAUUUCAUUUUAAUAGAAAAAAAAAUGUAGCCGCAGAGCGGAAGCAUGCAAAAAUCGAAAAAGAAGAGGCAGAACGUUACCAAAGUCUUCUUGAAGAAUUGAAAAUAAACAAGAUACAACUGAUGCUUUUCCAACUGUAUUACAAUGAGGAAAAAAUUAAUGUUCUGAAUACUAAAUUAGAGCAUAUGGACAGGAAUUUGAGCGUUGUAAAAGACACUCUGUCUCACCAUGAAAACAUAAUUAAAGCUAAGAAAAAGGAUCGUGGCAUGUUAACUAGACAACUACAGCAAACAGAAAAAGAACUGAAAUCUCUCGAAGCAAUUUUAAGUAAGAAGAGGCCUCAGUUUAUUAAAGCUAAAGAAAAUACUUCUCACCAUCUUAAGAAAUUGGAUUUAUCUAAGAAAUUGAUAACAGACAAUGAAAAACAAUGUUCCAAGCAGGAAGAUGACAUACGAGCCUUAGAGGCAGAACUGGUUGAUUUAGAUAGAGCAUGGAGAAGUUUUGAAAAGCAGAUGGAAGAAGAAAUUUUACAUAAAGGUCGAGACAUUGAAUUGGAAAAUAGUCAGCUGGAUCGUUACAAAGAGCUUAAGGAGCAAGUAAGACGGAAGGUAGCCAUAAUGACCCAACAACUGGAAAAACUGCAGUGGGAACAGAAAGCAGAAAGAGAAAGACUGGCAUUUGAAAAGAGGAGGCAUGGAGACACUCAGGGACAUCUAAAACAAAUAAAAGAGCAAAUAGAAGAACAUAAAAAACGAAUAGAGAAGUUGGAGGAAUAUACAAAGACAUGCAUGGAUUGCUUGAAAGAUAAAAAACAGCAAGAAGAAGCCCUGAUAAAAGAAAUUGACAAUACAAAAUCAAGAAUGUCUGAAGUCAAUGAAGAAUUGAGUCGUAUUACAAGUGAAUUGCAGAAUGCUGGAAUUGAUAACCAUGAGGGAAAAUGUCAGCGGAAGAGAGCUGAAGUUCUGGAAAAUCUUAAAAGACUUUACCCAGAUUCUGUGUUUGGAAGACUUCUUGAUCUAUGUCAUCCUAUUCAUAAGAAAUACCAGCUGGCUGUGACUAAGCUUUUUGGCCGGUAUAUGGUUGCCAUUGUUGUAGCCUCGGAAAAGGUAGCAAAAGAUUGUAUUCGAUUUCUGAAGGAGGAAAGAGCCGAACCUGAGACAUUCCUUGCUCUGGAUUACCUUGAUAUCAAGCCAAUCAAUGAACGACUAAGGGAAAUUAAGGGCUGUAAAAUGAUGAUUGAUGUUAUAAAGACUCAGUUUCCUCAGUUAAAGAAAGUGAUUCAGUUUGUUUGUGGAAAUGGCCUUGUCUGUGAGACUGUGGAAGAAGCAAGACAUAUUGCAUUUGGUGGACCUGAAAGACGGAAGGCAGUAGCACUUGAUGGAACGCUAUUUUUAAAAUCUGGAGUGAUCUCUGGAGGAUCAAGUGACUUAAAAUACAAGGCUCAAUGCUGGGAUGAGAAAGAGUUGCACAGUCUAAGAGAUAAAAGAGACCAACUAGUCCAAGAGCUAAAGGAGUUAAUGAAGACACUCCGAAAGGAAACAGAUCUGAAACAAAUACAGACUUUAGUACAAGGAACCAAUACACGACUCAAGUAUUCACAAAAUGAACUAGAGACAAUGAAAAAGAAGCAUCUUGCAUUUUACCGGGAGCAAUCUCAGCUACAAAGUGAAUUGCUGAAUAUUGAUUCUCAGUGUACUAUGCUGAAUGAAGGAGUCAACAAGCAGCAACAAAAAAUUGAAGAAUUGCAAGAUAAGAUAGAUAAGGUGGAAGAUGAAAUAUUCCAAGACUUCUGUGAAGAAAUUGGUGUGGAAAAUAUCCGUGAAUUUGAGGACAAACAUGUUAAACAGCAGCAAGAAAAUGAUCAGAAAAGAUUAGAGUUUGAAAAACAAAAAACUCGGCUUAAUAUUCAGCUUGAAUAUAGUCGAAAUCAGCUUAAGAAGAAACUGAAUAAGAUCGACACAUUAAAAAUGACUAUCCAGAAAGGCAGAGAAGACAUUGAUAACCUAAAGAAGACUGAAGAAGAAUGUCUGAAAGGCGUGGAUGAACUCAUGGUAAAGCAAGAACAAAUUAAGGAAGUGUUUGCCACUCAGAGUUCCAACAUUGAGAAAAUUCAUACUCAAAUUGAAGAGGAACGCAAGAAAUUUCUGGCUGUUGAUAGGGAAGUGGGAAAAUUACAGAAAGAAGUUGUAAUCGUUCAGGGUUCUUUGGAACAGAAGCUACUAGAGAAGCAUAACUUGCUGCUGGAUUGCAAAGUUCAGGACAUAGAGAUAAGUCUUGCGCUGGGGUCAUUGGAGGACAUCAUUGAAGUGGAGUUAACUGAAACAGAAAGUACCCAGGCAACAGCUGAUAUCUAUGACAAAGAAGCAUCCAUCCAAAUAGACUACAGUCCUCUAAGGGAGGAUUUGAAGGCUCUACAGUCAGAUAAGGAAGUGGAGGACCACCUUACACUCCUUCUAGAGCAAGUAGCAUCCCAAGAAAAUACUCUACUGAAGACUGCAGCUCCAAACCUACGAGCACAGGAGAACUUAAAGGCUGUCAGAGACAAGUUUCAAGAAUCUGCAGACGCUUUUGAGGCCAGCAGAAAGGAAGCCAGAGUAUGUAGACAAGAAUUUGAACAGGUGAAAAGACGGAGAUACGAUGCUUUCAGCCAGUGUUUUGAGCACAUCUCAGUCUCAAUUGAUCAGAUCUACAAGAAGCUCUGCAGGAACAGCAGUGCCCAGGCAUUUCUUAGCCCAGAGAACCCUGAAGAACCUUAUUUAGAUGGAAUUAGCUAUAAUUGUGUGGCUCCAGGCAAACGAUUCAUGCCUAUGGACAAUUUGUCAGGGGGAGAAAAGUGUGUGGCUGCUUUGGCUCUUCUGUUUGCUGUACACAGUUUUCGGCCUGCUCCAUUCUUUGUAUUAGACGAAGUAGAUGCAGCCCUGGACAAUACUAACAUUGGCAAAGUUUCAAGUUACAUCAAAGAGCAGAGUCAGGAACAGUUUCAGAUGAUAAUCAUUUCCCUGAAAGAGGAGUUCUACUCCAGAGCUGAUGCACUGAUAGGCAUCUACCCAGAGCACGAUGAAUGCAUGUUCAGCCACGUGUUGACUCUGGAUCUCUCCAAGUAUCCAGACACUGAAGACCAAGAAGGCAGCAGGAGACACCGGAAGCCCAGAGCAUCACGAGCAUCCCAGUCCCCACAGUCCCCUCAGUCUCGUUAGAAAUGAGAAUGCCUGUACCCUGACCCUGUGGAGGUUAGGUCAGUCUCUGUUUAGUCCCAUGUGUCAUGGAAAAAAUUGCUACAGUUUUAAUAAUACAGUUACAGCCCACUCCAGUUAAGGGGUGCUCAGCCCCAUUCCAAUGGAGGUUUCCUAUGACAGCAAUGAAUGAAGUGUGUGCUUUUCUUUUGUUUUUUGUUUUUUAAGAACUUCUGUUUUGAAAUAAAUUGGUUAUAAAAUUUUGAA
Molecule: messenger RNA, 4072 nt
Organism: Peromyscus eremicus (cactus mouse)
Lineage: Eukaryota; Metazoa; Chordata; Mammalia; Rodentia; Cricetidae
Gene: Smc1b
Product: structural maintenance of chromosomes 1B
Exons: 25
Coding region: 86-3829 (1247 amino acids)
Biological process (GO): sister chromatid cohesion
Cellular component (GO): cohesin complex; chromosome; nucleus
Molecular function (GO): ATP hydrolysis activity; DNA binding; ATP binding
Source: RefSeq, a predicted model, not a curated record